CGACAAGCACAGCUCUAUGCCAGCGUAAACCGUACGAUCAAAAGUCAAAAGCCACAGCGAACCAGUUGUCUCUGUCGCACACACCUGACGGACUGCUUUAUAGCGAUGUAAACAACGAAAUUGAAAAGUAACAGCAACAGUUGUACCAGCGUCGACGCCGGCAGAGCCAACGAUUAGUCAACUGGAAACGAAAUGGUUGCUGAGAAACCACCAACAACAGAACGGCGGGAAGAAGAAGAGGCAAGAGGCUAUGUGUUCUGAGCAGCGCUUGAAAAAAUGUUGAGCGGCCAAAGGAAAACGAGAAUAAGCGUUUAAUUUACCUAAAUUGGGUUCGAAAAAAGUGUUUAAUUAGCUUUAAUCAAGGAAGGGUGCUCCUCGACUGCUGGAAAACCACCACGAGGGUCACUCGCAAUUCAGACAGCAUGCAGUUCAGACCCGUACUCGAACUCAGAUGCGGAUGCGGACACCGCCCUGUUCCAAUUGCCAAGCGGCUGGUCGCCUGCCUCGUGGCCAUGCUCUGGCUAUGGGCGGGGGCAUCCUGUGCGUCCGAGCAGACUCCUGUGUACUUAUACGUCGGCUGCUACACGGCACGCACGGAUCUGCAGCACGAAUCGGUGUACGCCAAGACGCCGCAGACCUGCAUCGAGAUUUGCGAGCGCCAGGACCAUCACUAUGCCGUGCUGGCGGCGGAAAAAUGCUUCUGUGCCAACGCCCUGGAGCCGCAGGAUCAGCAGGAUGAGCAGCUGUGCAACACCCGGUGUCUGGCCAACAAGGCCCAGUACUGCGGAGGCGUCGGUGUCCACUCGUACUACUCCACCACGCUGACGAGACAGCCAGCGCCGCACCAUCUGCGAGUUGCCAAUCGCACCGAGAACAGUCUGACUGUCGCCUGGGAUGCCUAUGAGCCGCGUAAGCUGCUACUGGCCGGAGCACAGGCCGUCAUGCCCAACCAGCAGAUAGCCAGCUUUCUGAUACGCGCCAAAGUGGUCAAGACCUACUCAUCACUGCCUGCCUUCCCCCAGCCCGAGUUCAUGGUGCAGAGCACCGAGUCGCAGUUCGAGCUGACGGACCUCCAUCCGGCCACGCUCUACAACGUGACGGUGCGGGCCAUCUGCAUGGAGCAACAGCAGCCGGGACAGACGGAAUGUGGCCAGGACAGUCUGGCGGCCAGCACGGAGGUGGGCUCCCCAAGUCCAGCCCCGCCACAACCCAAGAUUCUGACGCGUGCAGAUCAAACCCUGACAGUGGAACUGGCCCCCGUCCGUAACGACAAUGGGCCGGUGAGCAAGCUCCUCAUCAUUGUGGAGUACGUGGACGAUGCCCUCAGCCAGCCAUUCGAUGAGCAGCUGCUGGGAAGCUGGCAGCAGUCACAACAGGAUGGAACACCCUACUACAUUGCGGCUGAGCUGGACUACGACAGGCCGGAGGACAACCGCAAUCGCCGGUUUGUGGUGGGCGAUGGCAAGCUCUAUGGACGCUACCGCAAUGCCCCGCUCGAGCAGUCAGCCGUCCAUGUGCACGUGAGCCUGGGAGUGGUGAGCGAACUGGAGGGCGUGACCAAGACUGUGUACACGCGAAGCACUCACGGUCAGCACACCACCUCACUGGACGACUUCAGCUAUGCCACCUUCGAGAAGGGUCAGUCGUCGGUGGUGGCCUUGGCCGUCACCUGUGUAAUCUUCGGCAGCUGUCUGCUGCUCAGCCUCAUCGCGUACUUCUAUCUGCGCUACAAGACUUGCAGCGGUCGCAGGCUGGGAGGACGCAAUGGCCACGAGAUGACCUUGCAGACGCCGAUCAUUGAGCGCGAGAACAAUGGCUAUCUGGUGGAGGAGGAACUGGCCACGCCGCCCUCGCUGGAGACCUUUAAACAGCAGCUGCAGCAGCUGGUCGACGGAUUCGAUCGUCUGCCGCGCAAUGCUCUCCGCCUGAAUGUAAACGACGUGAUUGGCGAGGGUCGCUUCGGAGAGAUCAUAUCGGGAAAGUUUUCAUCAAACGAUUCGGCCAAGGACUGCGCCCUGCACAUCUUGUCAUUGGAUGAACUGAAUGGGAUAGCGCAGGCCCAGCUGCUGAGGGAGUUGCGGCAGCUCUCGCAACUGGAGCGGCAUCAGCAUCUGCUAAACUUCUAUGGCAUCUCGGCCAGUCCCGACUGGUUCUAUCUGGUCUUCGAACUGCAGCGCGUGAGCCUGAAGAGACGACUCCUCGAGAGCCGCCAGACGGUGGCGUCGUCUCCGCGACUCAGCUCCCUCUCUGAGCAGCUGGUUCUACAGUGGAUCUAUGAGCUGGCCAAUGCAAUGUCAUACCUCGCCAGUUGCCGGGUGGUGCAUCGCCAGCUGUGCUCGCACAGCGUCUACAUCAACGCCGAGUCGAAGGUGAAGCUCUGCGUCUUCGGACCGCUGCACUACAUCCACAACAGCUGCGAGCAGCUGGACCAGAGCCGUUGGCUGGCCCCGGAAGUCCUGCGCCAUCAUCAGCACCAUUCGAGCAAGUCGGAUGUGUGGGCCUUGGCCUGCGUGGCCUGGGAGUGCUGCGCCCUCGGCGGCACCCCAUAUGCGAAUAUGGUGGCCAGCAGUCAGCAGCUCUUGGACGCCAUUCGAGCGGCUGUGCGUCCUGCACAGCCCGCCUAUGUUUAUGGGGAUCUCUACCAGCUGCUGCUCAACUGCUGGCAGCUGGAGCCCAGCGAGCGCAUCAGCUUCGAAGAUGUGGCCUUCGGGGUGCGUCAACUGAUGACCUCACCGCGUCAUGCUCUCUGCUUUGAUCGUGCCGAAGCAGCAGCAUCAGCGGGUGCAGCACUGGAUCCACUGCCCAUGCAUCUGCCCCAGCUGGAGACCAAAUAGGAGUAGGCUUUAGAGUAAGCGAAAUAGCAAAAACGAACGUAAUCGAUCGUAUACCCCAUAGGAGUCGUCUGAUAUUGUUGUAUAUAUAUUUAUAUAUAUCAAAUACAAAUUAAACUGUAU
Messenger RNA from Drosophila obscura, 2954 nucleotides. RefSeq names its product putative tyrosine-protein kinase Wsck (gene Wsck). Gene Ontology annotation, cellular component: signaling receptor complex. The coding region runs from base 423 to 2834 and encodes 803 amino acids. Gene Ontology annotation, molecular function: protein binding; transmembrane receptor protein tyrosine kinase activity; ATP binding. The record is from RefSeq and is a predicted model, not a curated record. The transcript has 2 exons. Gene Ontology annotation, biological process: cell surface receptor protein tyrosine kinase signaling pathway; positive regulation of kinase activity; multicellular organism development. Lineage: Eukaryota; Metazoa; Arthropoda; Insecta; Diptera; Drosophilidae.